Molecule: messenger RNA, 1269 nt
Organism: Colletotrichum orchidophilum
Lineage: Eukaryota; Fungi; Ascomycota; Sordariomycetes; Glomerellales; Glomerellaceae
Product: peroxidase
Exons: 2
Coding region: 1-1269 (422 amino acids)
Biological process (GO): cellular response to oxidative stress; hydrogen peroxide catabolic process; response to reactive oxygen species
Molecular function (GO): peroxidase activity; heme binding
Source: RefSeq, a predicted model, not a curated record
AUGCGUGUGUCAACUUUCCUUACCGCCGCUCUCGCGGCCACCCCCAUCAUUGCCUACCCCGGCAUGAAGAACACCUUUGCCGAGAUCCGCUCCCGCGCCGAUGUAGACGGCAACGGCGCCGACGACGGUGACUCCAACGAGGUCAUUGGCGACCUCGCAACCCUCGACGACUCCAAACUCACCACCGUCGGCAAGAGCGUUAAGCAGCUUCUUACUGGUUUCGAUAAUCCCGAGAGUGACGAAGCCUACUCAACUUCUGCGAGAUCCAGCAACCUCGCACCAAAGGGCUCCGCGGCGUGCGCCGCUGAUACCUGCUGUAUCUGGAAAUACAUCGCCAACGAUCUUCAGGCCGUCUUCAGGGGCAGUUCUGGCCGCUGCACCGACUUCGCCCGCGCCGCUGUCCGUCUGGGUUUCCACGAUGCCGGAGGCUGGUCCAAGGGCACCGGCAACCUCGGCGGAGCUGAUGGAUCGAUUAUCCUCGCUGCUGAGGAGAUGACACGCGCAGAGAACCUCGGUCUCGGGGAGAUUGUUGCCCAGACCAAGGUUUGGUACGACCAGUACAAGCAGUAUGGCAUCGGAAUGGCCGAUCUCAUUCAAUUUUCUGCGACCGUGGCCACUGUCGUCUGCCCCUUGGGCCCUCGCAUUCGCACCUACGUUGGCCGCAAGGACUCCUCCGUCCCGGCCCCCAUGAACCUUCUUCCUCCGGUCACCGGCUCUGCCGACUUCUUGAUUGAGCUCUUUGAGAAUAAGACCAUCAAGCCCCACGGUCUCACCGCACUCAUCGGCGCCCACACCACCAGCCAGCAGCGCUUCGUGGACCCCAGCCGCGCCGGCGACCCGCAAGAUAGCACCCCCGGCGUCUGGGACGUCAAGUUCUACAAGGAGACACUCGGCUUUGCGCCCGCUCGUGUCUUCAAGUUCGCCAGCGACAUCGUCCUCUCAAAGGACUCCCGCAUGAGUGCCGAGUUCCAGGCCUUCGCCGGUCCGGGUGGACAGUCUCACUGGAACGGGGACUACGCCCGCGAGUACAUCCGUCUCUCUCUCCUCGGCGUCUUCAACAUUAACGACUUGACCGAGUGCACCAAGGCCCUGCCUCCUCGUACUGGAAGCACCUUCAAUGCUCCCGACCAGGCUGUUUUGGACAAGUGGCUCGCUACCAAGGAUCGUAUCGACAAGAUUGCUGACCAGUUGAGGAAUGGUGGCGAUAUCAACAGCAUGAUCAACUCUGUUAUGAGCUGGUUGAAGGGAGUCUUCCAUUUCAGGUGGUAA